Mytilus trossulus (common blue mussel) is the source of this 1884-nucleotide messenger RNA. RefSeq lists its product as uncharacterized. The coding region runs from base 1 to 1884 and encodes 627 amino acids. The record is from RefSeq and is a predicted model, not a curated record. Gene Ontology annotation, cellular component: membrane. NCBI's taxonomy places the organism in Eukaryota, Metazoa, Mollusca, Bivalvia, Mytilida, Mytilidae. Gene Ontology annotation, biological process: transmembrane transport. The transcript has a single exon. Gene Ontology annotation, molecular function: transmembrane transporter activity.
AUGCACCUAAAAUUAGAAAUCGAAGUAGUAGUCGUUGUAGUCGUUAUAGAAGUUGUUGUUGUAGUAGUAGUAGUAGUUGUUGUAGUCGUAGUAGUAGUUGUUGUAGUCGUUGUAGUUGUUGUUGUAGUCGUAGUAGUAGUUGUUGCAGUCGUAGUAGUAGUUGUAGUAGUUGUUGUAGUCGUUGUAGUAGUUGUUGUAGUCGUACUAGUAGUUGUUGUAGUCGUAGUAGUAGUUGUUGUAGUCGUUGUAGUAGUUGUUGUAGUCGUAGUAGUAGUUGUUGUAGUCGUAGUAGUAGUUGGUGAUGUAGUCGUAGUAGUUGUUGUAGUAGUAGUCGUAGUAGUAGUUGUUGUUUUAGUAGUAGUAGUAGUUGUUGUUGUCGUAGUAGUAGUUGUUGUAGUCGUUGUAGUAGUUGUUGUAGUCGUAGUAGUAGUUGUUGUAGUCGUUGUAGUAGUUGUUGUAGUCGUUGUAGUAGUUGUUGUAGUCGUAGUAGUAGUAGUUGUUGUAGUCGUAGUAGUAGUUGUUGUUGUAGUCGUAGUAGUUGUUGUAGUAGUAGUCGUAGUAGUAGUUGUUGUAGUCGUUGUAGUAGUUGUUGUAGUCGUAGUAGUAGUUGUUGUAGUCGUUGUAGUAGUUGUUGUAGUCGUAGUAGUAGUUGUUGUAGUCGUAGUAGUAGUUGGUGAUGUAGUCGUAGUAGUUGUUGUAGUAGUAGUCGUAGUAGUAGUUGUUGUUUUAGUAGUAGUAGUAGUUGUUGUUGUCGUAGUAGUAGUUGUUGUAGUCGUUGUAGUAGUUGUUGUAGUCGUAGUAGUAGUUGUUGUAGUCGUAGUAGUAGUUGUUGUAGUCGUUGUAGUAGUUGUUGUAGUCGUUGUAGUAGUUGUUGUAGUCGUAGUAGUAGUAGUUGUUGUAGUCGUAGUAGUAGUUGUUGUUGUAGUCGUAGUAGUAGUUGUUGUAGUCGUAGUAGUAGUUGUUGUAGUCGUAGUAGUAGUUGUUGUAGUCGUAGUAGUAGUAGUUGUUGUAGUCGUAGUAGUAGUUGUUGUAGUCGUAGUAGUAGUUGUUGUUGUAGUAGUAGUAGUUGUUGUUGUAGUAGUAGUAGUAGUUGUUGUUGUCGUAUUAGUAGUUGUUGUAGUAGUAGUCGUAGUAGUAGUUGUUGUAGUCGUUAUAGUAGUUGUAGUCAUAGUAGUAGUUGUUGUUGUAGUCGUAGUAGUAGUUGUUGUUGUCGUAUUAGUAGUUGUUGUAUUAGUAGUAGUUGUUGUAGUCGUAGUAGUAGUUGUUGUAGUCGUAGUAGUAGUUGUUGUAGUCGUAGUAGUAGUAGUUGUUGUAGUCGUAGUAGUAGUUGUUGUAGUCGUAGUAGUAGUUGUUGUUGUAGUAGUAGUAGUUGUUGUUGUAGUAGUAGUAGUAGUUGUUGUUGUCGUAUUAGUAGUUGUUGUAGUAGUAGUCGUAGUAGUAGUUGUUGUAGUCGUUAUAGUAGUUGUAGUCAUAGUAGUAGUUGUUGUAGUCGUUAUAGUAGUUGUAGUCGUAGUAGUAGUUGUUGUAGUCGUUAUAGUAGUUGUAGUCAUAGUAGUAGUUGUUGUAGUCGUUAUAGUAGUUGUAGUCAUAGUAGUAGUUGUUGUUGUAGUCGUAGUAGUAGUUGCUGUUGUCGUAUUAGUAGUUGUUGUAGUCGUUAUAGUAGUUGUAGUCGUAGUAGUAGUUGUUGUAGUCGUUAUAGUAGUUGUAGUCAUAGUAGUAGUUGUUGUUGUAGUCGUAGUAGUAGUUGUUGUUGUCGUAUUAGUAGUUGUUGUAUUAGUAGUAGUUGUUGUAGUCGUAGUAGUAGUUGUUGUUGUCGUAUUAGUAGUUGUUGUAGUAGUAGUAGUUGUUGUUGUAGUCGUAGUAGUAGUUGUUGUUGUCGUUUAG